UGCAGCAGCAGCAGCAGCAGCAGCAGGGCGGAAAAGGCGGGAGAAGACUGCCGCUUCCGCGUCCGCGCACAGACACAACGCUGGGGCAAAAUGGACGAUAAGUUAAUAUUGGCAGUAUUUAAUUACCCAGAGCUGUACAAUGUCACUUUACCGAAUUACCGCUGCACAGAAAGUCGGGUAAAUGCCUGGAGGAGCAUCAGUAUCAUACUGGGUCUCCCAUCCGAGGAAUGUAAAAGAAAAUGGAAGAACAUGAGAGACCGGUACUUGAAGGAAGUCCGAAUGGAGAUCAAAAGCAAGAAACAAGGAGAGAUCAUGCAAAGCAGAUGGAAAUAUAGACAACUUAUGAACUUUAUCGCACCCUUCACUGGAUCAAGAAGUGGACUGGCAGACAUCAGCGGCAACAAUGACGAUGACCACGAUAAUCCUGACAACGAAUCGGGCAGCGCCGAGGAGAAACCACACCAACUGAGGCGGUCAAGACGCCGCAGUCCGCCUCAAAGGUCCCUGUGAGUCAACCUGACCUCAAGCCCCAGGUAGCGUUUGUGACGCAGAUCCCUUCAAUCUCUCAAGACACACAGAUGGCUCAACUGGCUGUUCUGGCUAAGAUGCCAUUGUGCUCACAGAUCACCCCAAUCAGCAAAACCGGACGAAAACGACGCCUGAUGCAAGAGUCGCUUUCGCUGUCGUCUUCUCAAAGUGCAUCAUCUCCUGCGAAGUGGCUGGUCAAAGACAAUGGCGCCUCGUUUCCCAACAGGCCACGGGAUGAGGACGAACUGUUUCUCCUGAGCUUCGUCCCCGCUCUUAAGCGUCUCGCUCCGCAGAAAAGGUGCGAGACAAAAAUAAAGAUCCAGCAGAUUAUGUAUGAGGCAGAGUUCAACGUUGCACAGCCAGGAUCUCAAGAGAAACAGAUGGAGGCAGCCACACAGGACUAAGCCAAACUGACUAUUUUUAUACUUUGUACUUUCUAAAAACCUCAUCCACAAAAUGACCAAAAUAUCUAUUUUUCUUUUUUUUAUAGCACGCAGUGGUUGAGUCUGAAGUACAUCCUUUUUUAAUGUGAAAUUCUCACAAUGAGGAAUACUAAACAUACUGCUAUCGAGCAAGUUUCUGAGUUUUUUUCCCACACUGCUGUGAUUUGGUGUGUC
This is a messenger RNA of Anoplopoma fimbria (sablefish), 1145 nucleotides long. RefSeq names its product transcription factor Adf-1-like. The coding region runs from base 91 to 510 and encodes 139 amino acids. The transcript has 2 exons. NCBI's taxonomy places the organism in Eukaryota, Metazoa, Chordata, Actinopteri, Perciformes, Anoplopomatidae. The record is from RefSeq and is a predicted model, not a curated record. Gene Ontology annotation, biological process: regulation of transcription by RNA polymerase II. Gene Ontology annotation, cellular component: nucleus; transcription regulator complex.